Molecule: messenger RNA, 2769 nt
Organism: Erpetoichthys calabaricus (reedfish)
Lineage: Eukaryota; Metazoa; Chordata; Cladistia; Polypteriformes; Polypteridae
Product: N-fatty-acyl-amino acid synthase/hydrolase PM20D1.2-like
Exons: 13
Coding region: 144-1703 (519 amino acids)
Biological process (GO): amino acid metabolic process
Molecular function (GO): hydrolase activity, acting on carbon-nitrogen (but not peptide) bonds, in linear amides
Source: RefSeq, a predicted model, not a curated record
UUCUGAUUUAGUGCCCGCCUCAUUUUUUUUAUUUCAGAUCGUAAUCCCUGCCCUCUUGUUUAACGGUUAGACAAGAAGUAGAGGUGUUGAGCUAUGCGCAUUUUGCUUUGUCAGUUUGUUGUAAUAGGGUUCUGCACGAUAAGAUGGUUAGCAGGUGCAUUGUGUGCGCCCGGGUUGUAAAACUUGCAGGUUGGGGGCUAUUACUGGGCACCGUGCUGGCACUUGUUGUCGCUGCAGUGCGUACCUUCACCUUUGCAGUCGGAGAGGACUUGCGACUGUCGGCGUGGGAAAAGAGGGACGUGCUGCCGGGCACCUUCAGUCCGCAGGAAAAAGCUGAGUUUCUGCGAAGUUUCAAGGAAGCGAUAAGAAUACCAACAGUGUCGACUUCUGAAACCGAUUUGAAUAUUUCAGCACUGGAAGAGUUUAAUGAUUUCCUUCAGAAAGCCUUUCCUGUGGUCUUUUCAUCCAGUUUGGUCCAACAUGAGAUUGUCUCAGAUUACAGCCACCUAUUCAAAGUGUCUGGCUCAGACCCAACACUCCAACCAUACAUGAUCAUCUCCCAUAUUGAUGUUGUCCCAGCUCCCUCAGAUGGAUGGGAUGCUCCGCCUUUCUCUGCACAGGAAAUCAGCGGUUUCAUCUAUGGCCGUGGGACUCUUGACAAUAAGCAGUCACUUAUGGGCUCACUGCAAGCUUUGGAAUAUUUACUUAAAAGAGGAUAUAAACCACACCGCACAUUUUAUCUUGGGUUUGGGCAUGAUGAGGAGGUGACUGGUCCGAAUGGAGCUAAGAAUAUAGCAGCCCUUUUGAAGUCCAGAGGAGUGAAGCUGAGUUUUAUUCUUGAUGAGGGCAUGGCAGUGCUUGAUGGAAUUAUAAAGGGCAUACAAGGACCAGCUGCUAUCAUUGGAGUCAGUGAAAAAGGAAUCAUGACAAUCAAACUUACAGUUACUAUGAAGCCUGGUCAUUCAUCAACACCACCAAGAGAAACAACCAUUGGCAUUCUGUCUAUAGCUGUGUCCAGACUAGAAAGAAACCCCCUGCCUAGCAAGUUUGGACUGGGACCAGAAAGGGCAAUGUUUGAACACCUUGCUUCUCAUUUUGAUUUUCCUGUUAACUUUGUGAUGAGUAACUUGUGGCUUUUUUCUCCAUUUUUAACAUGGAUUCUUGAAAAAGAGCCUUCAACAAAUGCUUUGAUUAGGACUACUACUGCAGUCACCAUGUUUAAUGCAGGGAUAAAGAAUAACAUUAUUUCCCCAUAUGCUGAAGCUGUUGUGAAUUUCAGGAUUCACAAUGCACAGACAACAGAUGAGGUAUUGCAGAUUGUGAGUGAUACUAUCGCAGAUGACAGGGUGAAGGUGGAAGUGAUAUCAGCAGGAGAACCACUUCCCAUCAGUUCCUAUAAUGCUACAUCUUUUGGGUAUCAGAUCAUUAAAAAAACUGCCCAAGAAAUAUUCCCUCAGGUUGUGGUAGCACCAGGUGUCUGUGUUGGGAGCAGCGACAGCAAGCACUUUGUCGAAGUGUGCGAUGAGAUCUUUCGGUUUGUUCCAACAUGGUUUAAGAUUGAGGAUUUGUCUCGGUUCCAUGGAUUAAAUGAAAGGAUUUCUGUGAAAAAUUAUGAAGAGGCAGUGAAGUUUUAUUUCCAACUCUUCCAGAAUUGUGAUAUCAGCAAGCUUCCAGAACCCCAUGCAGGUGGCCAUGAACUAUAAUUCCAGUGACCUAACUAUUGAUGUGUUGGCUUACCCCUUUGAAUAAAUUAUUGAUGUAACUGUGUUUCUAUUGGAGGUGGCAGAGUGGAGCAGUGGUUAGCCCUUCUCUAUUAUGGAUCCCAGCAUCAUAGGUUCAAAUUCUGUAUUCCACCCUGAUGAUGACCUUGUAUGUCUUAGUGAGUUUUCCAGUUGGUAUUCCUGGUUUUCCCUCCACAUCUUCCUAGACAUGUAUAUUUUGUUUAUUGAUAGUCUUAAACUGUGUUUGUGUCAGUGAAUUGGUCCCACAAUGGAGUGGUAACCUGUGUUUGGCUGUUUGUUGCUUUGGGCUCAAUACUACUUGGAAAUUGGCUUUGACUAAGGCCAAGACUAAGUUUAUUUGAUAAUUUUAUGUACUAUUUCUGUUGACUUUUGAAUAAACAGUAAUCAUGAAAUGUAAUGCAGCCACAGUGUGGAAAAUGAGACAGAAUGUCAACAUCAGUUAGUAAAACUUUGAUUCAAUCCAAAAUGUUAUUUUAAAAUGCACCACAUUUGUGCUGAACAGUGCAUAGUUUAGUUUUAUUUCGGGCAUGCAGUUACAGCAUUCUUUAAAUGGGAGAGUUCAACCAUUUUAAUACAUAGGUUCAUUAUUGCGACUGCCCAGAGCCAUUGUCAUUGCCAUUCAACAGUUUUACAUCAGUUAUUUCUGCAAAAAAGAUAUCCAUUAACAAGCCUAAUCUACUUUAGCACACACACACACACACGCCCUACCCAUAGAAAUCUUUUCAAUGUUAAAAAAAAAUAUCUUACAGAACUUUUAAACCUAACUGGAUCCUCCCUGUAGUUUCCCUGAUGGUUCAAAUCAAGUGUUGAUAUGAUGUACAAAUGCAGCAGUUCAAAAUAAAGUUAUUUUACUUUUUUAUUUUGACAAGUUUGGAACCUACAAAAUGUCAAAAUGCAUUUUAAGGUGUAGGAAUUUACAUGCUACCUGAAUUACACUUUAGUGAUCUGCUGAUAUUGAUGAAACAUCAUAAAAGAGAUCUCCUGUGAGCAUCAUGUAAUUUAUCUAAAUAAAAUUUGAUAAAAAAUG